Mesorhabditis spiculigera is the source of this 1590-nucleotide messenger RNA. The record is from the annotation of a GenBank genome assembly. Lineage: Eukaryota; Metazoa; Nematoda; Chromadorea; Rhabditida; Rhabditidae.
AUGUUUUUUUCGCCAAUUUUUCGAAAUCGGGACACUCGCAUCGCCCAGCCGGCUGUCACGUGCUAUGGUUUGACGCCCCACACGCCACUGGAGUCGUAUGCCGCCGAGCAGACGCAGCAACUCAGCGAGCCGUUGCUCCUGUUGACAGCCACCGGAUCCACGCGCAACGCGUCACCGCUCGGAACGCCAUCUCAUGUUGAAAUUGAGCGCACACAAAAGUCCAGCCGCGUGACCAGCCUGGAGCUUCGAGAUCGGGCUGACAAGCUCGUGAAGGUAGUCCGAAGCAUCCAUCUUGUCACCGGGGAGAAGAGCCGCCGCACCGUUUGCAAGCUGACCGAUGAAGAGUGGCAAGCAGAAAGGGCUGAACGCGAGAAAGGGCGCGCGAAGCGGAAACAGAAAAGCGCCGAGCAAGACGUCGAAUUUAUCGAAGAGUUCAAGAAAUACCUCGACAAGCACAAGAGCUCAGGGGUGCGUCUCGUCUGUCACUGCAAACACACGAAGGGUGAAAGAAUCAAGCGAUUUAUGCGCAAGACGAAGGAUUGUCUGAAGCGCGUGGGACGUGGAACCUGGGUGUUUUGUUGCCCGCCACUGCCAAAAUAUCAGGUCAACAAGGCUGCCUUCUGGCCCCCGGACUGCUUCUACAUUUUCUUUCGGGACUCGCGUCCCCCCGGAAAGUGGAAGCCGUUAGGGUCGGCCGAGGAGAUUGUGCACCAGGUUAACAGCACUCAUCUCAACAAAAUCUACCGCAUCGCGCCCGCUCAUCCGUGCAGCUCUGAGAAGAAGCACGUCGAGGGUUUCGUUGUCCGGACGCCGCAUGACAAUUAUCUGGGCUGCGUGCUGGCGCGCGAGAACAAGGACCGCCGCGCCGAGUACACCCUGCUGUACGCACAUUCGAACGGCGAGGACCUGUACGAUCUGCUCUACUCGGUGCCCGACCUGCUCGACAUGACAGACGUUUCUCACUGUGACGUCGUCUCAUUCGACUACAGCGGCUAUGGGGUGAGCAGCGGCAGUCCGGAUGAGGAGACGCUGUACGAGGACAUUUGGGCUGUACGCCAGGUACUUGGUGACGUAACUCUUCUGAGCACUCGCCCACAACAGCACAUCAUCGACAAGCUGGACACUGCCCCGGAUCGCAUCGUUCUCCUCGGGUACAGCAUCGGCACGGCGGCCGUCAUCAACCUGGCCGCUAGCCUGCCCUCCAAUCAGCAGCCCGCCGGCGUGAUCCUGAUGGCGCCGAUGUGCACGGUGCUGGGCGCGGCUUGCGGAUGUUGUGGCCCUGGGGUGCAGAGGGCUUGUCGCGCCGAUCGGUUCAACAAUUACAAAAAGAUUGCCUCCAUCGAGGCCCCGGUGCUGAUCAUACAUGGGGAUAAAGACCCGGUGGUCAGCAUACGUCACGGCCAGCGUCUGCACAAGCAAAUCAGCGAGAAGCAGGGCCGAAAAUCGGUGACACCGCUGUGGAUCAAGGACGGCAAACACUCACAUCUCGACAGCCACUGGGCCCUCUGGGAACGUAUCAACACCUUUUUGCAAAAUGAGAUUACUCCACCCAACUCGAGACCGCCCGAGAUCGAACGCGAGAAGCUCCAA